AUGGAACACAGCAUGUCCACACACUCUGUUCUCGGCAGUACAGAUAGUAGCUCCGUCAUCGAUAUUCCUGAACGUUUCUCAUUGGAGGAGUCGUCAGCUGAGGAUGUCCCACCAUACAGUGCAGAAGUUAUGCUGCGACCUGUCACCGCAUUCCAGAACUCACGAUACGACAGAAACUUCCUAAUUCGCCCGGGGAAUGUCGACAUCCCGGCAGGGUUACAUUCUUCUAUGUGUUUGCCUGAACCCACAUACCUUCCUCAGGGCUGGACGCUACAAGUACAUCCCGAAGGCUCACCAUACUAUGUGAACGCCUUGAAGGUACCAUGUGUGGUCACUGACACACCUCUGCACGAUCCCGACCUAUGCAGCAAGUUGACUUCGUCAAUUGAAGUAUUCCACUACAAUAUCAAGAAUCUUAACUUAACCCUACCAUCCGAUUGUGAAAUCUAUGUGCAUGUUGAUAGCACUCAGGGUGGAUGCAGCUAUUACCUCGUCGACCAUGACUGCCAGACAAUUUUCUGGCUUCAGACUAUGGACUCUGAUACCCUUGGUUUACCAGAAAUUUCGUCGAUUUCGCACCUCAGAUAUGUUUUGCACGAACAAUAUUGGACGCACGUGGAUUACUUUCCUCACCGCCCGGUAGCUCCACGCCUACGUCAGGAGCUAAUGAGCAUUCUACGCCACGCUCGAGGAGAUCAUCUGACAUCUGAGAAUUCGACUUUUCCAUAUGAUGCAGAGCAAUGCGCCAUGUAUAUUGACCUGUUGAAUAUAGAGGCUGAUUGUACUACUUACAUGACAUGUGUGAUUGCUCGCAUCUGGGAACUUGUGUCUCGUCAUAGGUAUCAACAUUUCUAUGGGGAGGAUUACUCCCGUCUUUACCGCGGACAAAGACGCCUUGAGUUGCCACCGGCCGAGGGCAGUAUCCUCACUAAAUUACGGUCAUAUUUUCUCUUUGGACUUCCAGGAAGAACAAAGUGUGAAUUAGAGAUGCUCUUCACCGAUCGUCUUGUCUUCAGGGUUGAUUGGCAGAAGUUUCAACGCUCCUUGGCGCUUGAGUGGAGAGAGUCGGCCUUGCUGAGUGUUGGUCUCCUGGUGACCAAUUCUUGCUUCUUCGCUCUACCAAGAAAUUUUGCAUCCAGUUGCGCGGGACUUUCAUCGCUGAUUCUAUCUCUCUCCGGACUUGCUACAAGCGUCGCGCUUCUGCGUUGGCAAUCGGGAAGCAUGAAUUUGGACGCGUCCAGCAUUGCUGAACAUAUGCAAAAUAUCCAGCACGCUAAGCUAGGAUUCGAACCGAUCGCUGCCGUCUUCAGUGUUCCCAGGGCACUUGUAUAUUGGUCCAUGCUCUUCUCGGCUGCUCACCUCGUGGCCGUUGUCGCCGAGAUGACUGGGCUUGUUGAAAAGAUCGUGAUGCUUGUUGUUGUGGCGCUCGUCGGCUUCGUACUCUGCAGGAUGGCUAUCGUCCUUCGAGGAGCGCCCAUCGAGAAAACUGUUGCACCCUGA
Messenger RNA from Sparassis crispa, 1500 nucleotides. RefSeq lists its product as hypothetical. The transcript is spliced from 11 exons. Lineage: Eukaryota; Fungi; Basidiomycota; Agaricomycetes; Polyporales; Sparassidaceae. The record is from RefSeq and is a predicted model, not a curated record. Bases 1 to 1500 code for a protein of 499 amino acids.